CAUGGAACAUUCAUCAAUAUAGACCAUAUGAUCUGGUAUAAAACAAGUCUCAGUGUAUUUAAAAGCACGUGCCAUGCAGCAAUGUAAAAGAUCAACACAAGGAGCACUACUCAAGGAAAAGUGGCAAAUGAAGGUCCUGAAGGCUAAUUUCUCCAGUUAAGAAAUACUUGUACAAACUUCUCCAAAAGACCAGUGCAGUCUCUCUACAAAAUUUCUGACAACAGCCCCAAAGGAGAAUUGAAAGACACUGAAGUUAAGAAAAGGAGGUGUCUUGCCAUGACAGAUGCUCUCCAAAUCCUUGGUGAUGGAAUAUUUGGCUCAUCCUGGUGCACUUAGCUUGGCUGCCGGAGUUGCUUGUGGCAUGUGCCUGGGUUGGGGUCUCCGUGUACGCUUUGGGAUGACUCCCAAAAGCUCAGUGAGCAAGAUAGACACAGAGACUGGAAGUGAAGCAAGCAUCUUAGGAGAAAGUGGGGAGUACAAAAUGAUUCUUGUGGUUCGAAAUGACUUGAAGAUGGGAAAAGGGAAAGUAGCUGCCCAGUGCUCUCAUGCUGCUGUUUCUGCCUACAAGCAAAUUCAAAGAAGAAACCCUGAAUUGCUCAAACAAUGGGAAUACUGUGGCCAGCCCAAAGUGGUGGUCAAAGCCCCUGAUGAAGAAACUCUGGUUGAAUUAUUGACCCAUGCAAAAAUGCUAGGACUGACUGUAAGUUUGAUCCAAGAUGCUGGACGUACUCAAAUUGCACCUGGUUCUAGAACUGUCCUGGGAAUUGGGCCAGGACCAGCAGAUCUAAUUGACAAAGUCACUGGUCACCUAAAACUUUACUAGGUGGAAUUUUGUAUGAUGACUGUCCCACCACAAUGUGUUUUGAAACUGUCAAAUUCUAACAAUAAAACAAAUUCUCCCCCUA
This is a messenger RNA of Panthera uncia (snow leopard), 905 nucleotides long. It is a transcript of the gene PTRH2, whose product is annotated as peptidyl-tRNA hydrolase 2. Gene Ontology annotation, molecular function: peptidyl-tRNA hydrolase activity. Gene Ontology annotation, cellular component: mitochondrion; cytosol. The record is from RefSeq and is a predicted model, not a curated record. Lineage: Eukaryota; Metazoa; Chordata; Mammalia; Carnivora; Felidae. Gene Ontology annotation, biological process: negative regulation of anoikis; positive regulation of anoikis. Bases 284 to 823 code for a protein of 179 amino acids. The transcript has 3 exons.